AUGUCAGAUAACACUACUUUAGACAACACAAGUGUCAACUCCGAAAAAGUCGUCGAUUAUGGUGAUGCCAUUCAUCACCACAACCACCAAGACCUAGAAAAAUUAGUCUCCAACAACAAGGGGGUGGCUAAGAUAGUCUCCGAGUUAGCUGAAGGUGCUGGUCAGUUAGGCCCAUUAGAACAGCCAUACGAUAUUCACAAGGUCGAAACCCAUCCAGAUCCUCACACAGAUUACAAUGCUGCCGAUCCAUGGAAGUACCCCAUCGACCAGGAAACACAAUUACGUUUGGUGGACUGGACACACAACGACAAGCACAACCCAAAAAACUUCAGCAAAGCAUUCAAAUGGUUGUGCACGGUCUUGUUAGGGAUGAUUUGUUUUGUUGUCGCCUUAGGGUCAGCUAUCGUUACUGGUGAUUUAGAAAGACCAGCAGCAGAUUUUGGCGUUUCCGAAGAGGUGAUUAUUUUGGCAUCAGUUACGAUGUUUGUUAUUGGGUUUGGUGUAGGGCCAUUAGUGUUUGCCCCAAUGUCUGAAGAAGUAGGAAGAAAACCUAUCUACGCCGUUACCUUAUUUGUUGCUGUGGUAUUUAUCGUUCCUUGUGGGGCCGCCCAAAAUAUUGCCACUUUACUUAUAUGUCGUUUGAUUGAUGGGACCGCUUUCAGUGCACCAAUGACAUUGAUUGGUGGGUCAUUAGCAGAUAUCUGGGAAGGGCCAGAAAGAGGUACUGCCAUGGCAGUGUUCUCCGCUGCUCCGUUCUUAGGGCCAGUGUGCGGUCCAAUUUUUGGUGGGUUGUUAUGUGAUUAUGCCCCAACAUGGAGAUGGAUAUACUGGACAUUCUUGAUUGUUGCCGGGUUCUUUUAUGUCGUGUUUAUUGUGGUCGUCCCAGAAACCCACCACGGAAUAUUGUUAAAAAAGAGAGCAAAAAAAUUGAGAAAGGAUACUGGCGAUUCCCGUUACAGAUCAUUCAACGAAUUGCAAAUCAGAACCUUUGGUGAGGUCGCCAAAACCUCCCUCUUACGUCCAUUCGUCUUAUUAGCCGAGCUCAUUGUCUUUUUGGUCACCAUGUACAUGUCUGUUUUGUAUGGUUUGCUUUAUAUGUUCUUUUUUGCCUAUCCAAUUGUCUACCAAGAAGGUAAAGGGUGGUCGGCAUCAAAAACUGGGGUCAUGUUCAUCCCCAUUGGUGUGGGUGUCAUCUUGUCAUCAUUAGCCGCCCCAUUUUUCAACAGGGACUACAACAAACGUGCACAAGUAUACAGGGACAGAGGCGAAUUGCCUCCAGCUGAAUUGAGAUUGAUCCCCAUGAUGAUAGGGUGUUGGUUUGUCCCCAUAGGUCUUUUCGCCUUUGCCUGGUCGUCCUACCAAAGAAUUUCGUGGGCCGGUCCGUGUUUCUCAGGUUUUGCCGUUGGGUUUGGGUUCCUUUUGUUGUACAACCCAGCAAACAACUACAUUGUCGAUUCGUACCAACAUUAUGCUGCGUCUGCUUUGGCCGCUAAAACAUUUGUUAGAUCCAUCUGGGGUGCAUGUGUGCCCCUCUUUACCAUCCAAAUGUAUCACAGAUUAGGCGACGAAUGGGCAACUUCCCUUAUGGCAUUCAUCUCCUUAGCUUGUUGUGCCAUCCCUUAUUUAUUCUACAUUUACGGGGCAAGAAUCAGAACCUUCUCCAAAUACGCAUACGCUCCAAACAUGGAUUCAAAAAAAUAA
This is a messenger RNA of Candida dubliniensis CD36, 1701 nucleotides long. RefSeq names its product Nag3p (gene NAG3). The record is from RefSeq and is a predicted model, not a curated record. The coding region runs from base 1 to 1701 and encodes 566 amino acids. Gene Ontology annotation, molecular function: transmembrane transporter activity. The transcript has a single exon. NCBI's taxonomy places the organism in Eukaryota, Fungi, Ascomycota, Pichiomycetes, Serinales, Debaryomycetaceae. Gene Ontology annotation, biological process: transmembrane transport.